AUGGAUGAAAUAGGCACGUUAAGUAACCACUCGGACUCUGAACAGGAAAGCUCAGAAUUCGAGUCCAGGCCUACUUCAAACGAAGAAACAGAUGCAUGUUUGUCUCCCCCCAGACAAAAAAAAGCAAGGAAGUUAUCUGGUGCAGCCACUUACAAAACGAAGUUCAAUGCAAAUUGGAAGAAAGAAUAUCCAUUUAUUACUUCUGUUCAAGGUGAUCCGUACAGGUAAUGCCUAAUAGUAAACUGUACUUAGUCUCUUAAGUCAGAUCAUAGUUAAAUUAAUUAAAUCACGUCAUUUAUUAAAAUAUCAAGAAAUCCGGAAUGACAUUUAUUAUUUAUAAUUUAGGUUUCGUUGUAACACAUGUGACAAGAAAGUAAAAUGUGGCCACAUGGGGAAACAGGAUAUUAUUAAACACUGCAACACGAAAAACCAUGUAGCUAUGUUGAAAGCACUUGCUAAUCAGCAAAAGCUCUCAUUUCAUACACCAGAAAGAUCCGAAGAAUUGAAAAGGACUGAAGCGGAACUACAAAUGGCUGUUUUGACUGCUAGCUCUAAUGUACCAUUAGCAUUUCAUGAUAACUUGUCUCCAACAAUAAGACGAGUAUUUCCUGAUUCAACAAUUGCAUCUAAAUACCGUUCUGCCUCUUGUAUGCUCAAUGAAGCUGUUGCACCAAUGUUAAUAGAGGAUUUACUACAAAGCAUGAAGCUCCAUCCUUUUUCUCUCUCUGUCGAUGGUUCAAAUGACGAAGGCUUGGAGAAAAUGAAUCCUUUAACAGUUACAAUUUUUUAUACAAAUGCUAAUAGAAUUGUAACUCGAUUUUUAGAUAUGUGCACAUCAAGUUCUGCUACUGCUGAAGGCAUUUUUACUGUAAUUGAUGAAAAACUGACAAAGUUUCUUGAAUGUGCACAGCCAUGGAACUUGUGUACUUCUGUUGGUGUUGAUAACACAUCUGUUAAUAUUGGUAUUCGGAAUUCACUGAAGACCAGAGUACUGACCCGCAAUCCUGCAAUUUAUUUUAAUGGCUGUCCAUGCCACAUUAUCCAUAAUGCAGCCCAAAAAGCAGCAGAAUCAUUUAUGGAAUGCUGUGGAUUUGAUGUUGAAGAGUUUACCAUUGACCUUUUUUACUGGUUUGAUAAGUCAACUAAACGAAAGAAUGGACUUCGAGACUACUGCACAUUCUGUAAUCACGAGUAUAGAGCUGUAGUAAAACAUGUUUCAACACGGUGGCUGAGUCUAGAGCUUGCUGUGCAGAGAAGCCUGAAACAAUUUCCUGGCCUGACCUCCUAUUUUAAGUCAGAGAAUGAGCAACAAGCCAGAUUUAAAAGGCUUCAGAAGGCUUUUAAUGACCCGAUGACUGAAGUCUAUCUGUUAUUCUUCCAGUCCAUUAUGCCAAGCUUCACCCAUUGUAACCAAUUCUUGCAACAAGAAGAACCUCUGAUCCAUGUCUUACAGCCACAGUUGGAAAGAAUGCUCAGGAACAUCCUUGCCAAAUUUGUCAAAGCAUCAGUUAUCGCAGAACAUCUGAGAGCAGGUACAUUAACAUCUAUAGAUUUCAAGAAUGAUGAGAAUCAUGUUGGCAAUAAUUGCUUAUCAGUUGGAUUCUUGACAAAACAAAGUCUGGACAAGCUAUUGAGAGAAGGUGACAUCUCACCUCACCAGUAUGCCAAAUUCUUCAUGGCAACAAAGGCCUUUUUAAUUGGAGCUUCAGAGUACCUGCUAAAGUGGUGCCCUUUAGAAGACGAGCUGUUGAUGCAUGCCACCUGGAUUGACUUUCAACACAGAUUGGAAAAGAGUUUUAUGUCUGUUGGGUAUUUUGUUGCAAAGUAUCCCGAAAUAUUUCCUGACAUGGAUUUGGAAAGCUUAAACGAGCAAUUCUUGAACUACCAGUUGUUGCUGGAAGAAGAUAUUCCAGCAGAGGUAAAAGAAGUUGCCAAAUGUGCAGAAGAUGAUCCACAUUACCGAGUUGAUAUUCUUUGGGGGUAUCUGAAGGGUGUGAAGAAACCAGGUACAAAUUCACUUGAGUUUGAUCUUCUCUUCCGUGUUGCUGAAGUUGUUAUGACCAUACCACAUUCAAAUGCAGGGGAAGAGAGAAUAUUUUCUCUCAAACAAAAAUAA
Molecule: messenger RNA, 2116 nt
Organism: Paramuricea clavata
Lineage: Eukaryota; Metazoa; Cnidaria; Anthozoa; Malacalcyonacea; Plexauridae
Source: the annotation of a GenBank genome assembly